Apus apus (common swift) is the source of this 3960-nucleotide messenger RNA. RefSeq names its product ubiquitin specific peptidase 36 (gene USP36). Bases 48 to 3374 code for a protein of 1108 amino acids. Gene Ontology annotation, biological process: protein deubiquitination; regulation of apoptotic process. Gene Ontology annotation, molecular function: cysteine-type deubiquitinase activity; cysteine-type endopeptidase activity. Gene Ontology annotation, cellular component: cytosol; nucleus. The record is from RefSeq and is a predicted model, not a curated record. Lineage: Eukaryota; Metazoa; Chordata; Aves; Apodiformes; Apodidae. The transcript has 20 exons.
AGGCGUUUGUGGCGGCGGCGACACGUGCGCGCGGCCGCGGGACCCGGAUGCCGGGGCCGCCGGGCUCCGCCAUGCCGAUCGUGGAGCGGCUGAAGGAGGCGCUGAAGGCGGGGCGGCGGGAGGCGGGUGAGGACGCGGAGCUGGGCCGGCUGCUGGCCGCCUCGGCCAAGAAGGUGCUGCUGCAGAAGAUCGAGUUCGAGCCCGCCAGCUGCGGCUUCUCCGGCCAGCUGGAGCUGCUGCGGGGAAAGUACGUGCUGCUUAACCCCCGCGCCGAGGGCCCCGGCCGUCCCCGCGGCCCCCAGGAGGGGCCGCCCGGCAAGCAGGGCAGUGACCAUGGCCCGAGGGGCCCGGCAGACGGGAUUCCCGCGCCGCAGAAGGUGCUUUUCCCGGCGGAACGCCUCUCCAUGAAGUGGGAGCGGAUCUACCGGGUCGGCGCGGGGCUGCACAACCUCGGAAACACUUGCUUCCUCAACUCCACCGUGCAGUGCCUGACCUACACCCCGCCGCUCGCCAACUACCUGCUCUCCAAGGAGCACAGCCGCAGCUGUGGCCAAGGAGGUUUUUGCAUGCUGUGCGUUAUGCAGAACCACACGAUCCAGGCUUUUGCCAACAGCGGCAACGCGAUAAAGCCAGUGUCCUUCAUCCGAGACCUCAAGAAGAUUGCCAGGCACAUCCACUUCGGCAGGCAGGAGGAUGCGCACGAGUUCCUGCGUUACACCAUCGACGCCAUGCAGAAGGCCUGCCUGAACGGCUGUACCAAGCUGGAUCGCCAGACCCAGGCCACGACGCUGGUUCACCAGAUCUUUGGCGGUUACCUGCGCUCUCGUGUGAAGUGCUCAGUGUGCAAGACAGUCUCGGACACCUAUGACCCUUUCCUGGACCUCGCACUGGAGAUUAGGCACGCAGCCAACAUCGUGCGGGCGCUGGAGCUGUUUGUGAGGCCAGAUGUGCUGGGCGGGGAGAACGCCUACAUGUGUGCUAAAUGCAAGAAGAAAGUGACAGCCAGCAAACGCUUCACCAUCCACCGAGCUUCCAAUGUUCUCACGCUCUCACUGAAACGCUUUGCUGACUUUGGUGGAGGCAAAAUCACCAAGGACGUGGGGUACCCUGAGCUGUUGAACGUCCGCCCAUACAUGUCUCAGAACAACGGGGACGCCGUGAUGUACGGGCUCUAUGCGGUGCUGGUGCACUCGGGUUACAGCUGCCACGCAGGGCACUACUACUGCUACGUGAAGGCCAGCAACGGGCAGUGGUAUCAGAUGAAUGACGACCUGGUCCGCUGCAGCAACAUCAAAGUGGUCCUCAACCAGCAGGCCUACCUGCUGUUCUACCUGAGGAUCCCCAGCGCCAGGAAGAGCUCAGAGGGGUCUGUUGCCAAAGUUGCCUCCACCCUUCCUGGCCGCAUCGGCAGCAGCUCCGAUCAGGCCAAGAAACCUGUGGCCAGCAGGCCCCUGUUGUCACCGCUGAUGGGCCGGAGACCAGAUGUGGUGCCAGGGAAGAAGCUGCUGGGGCCGGAGGAGAUUGGGGUCCCUGUGGCCCGCAACACGUUUGGGACUGUGUCAAAGCUGCUGAAUGGAACCGCUUCACCAAAGCUGCCCACUGGGUCCCCGUCGCCCAAACUGCCCCUGAAAGCCACCCACAUGGCCACAGCGCUGCCCGAUGACACAGCCCGGAGGCCCAAGAAGCCACUCUCCCUCCCACAGCUGCCUCCCAUGCCCAGGGCGGUUCAGGGCUUCUGUGACUCUUCUAACGCCAGCGGUGGCAGAGCGGAGCUGCCCCGGCAGAGCUCCUGGGAGAGCAAACAGCCACCUACCUCAGCCAAGCUGCUUCUGGAGCCCAGCCUGGAGCCUGGGGAUGGUCGGGAGAACACCGAGACCCUGGAGAGGGACUCCUACAACAGCAGUGUUGCCAGCCCAGCACAUGGCUCAGUGGGGAAACUGGCCAAAGCACCCCAGAAGGGCAGCACCUCUCAGGAAACAGACUGUGGCACAGACCUGCCUGCUGGCCCCAGCACCCAGUCUGCUGCCCCCGAGGACACCAAGGCAGCAAGGCUGAAAUGCUCCCUGUUGGGCAGUGCUGCUCUGGAGCUGAGCAGCACCACGUCACCACCACCAGCCAAGAAGCUGGCACUCUCUGCCAAAAAGGGCAGCACCCCGCGGAAGGCGAGCAGAAGUGACCACUACGCACAACCUCGCCCAAAAUUUGCUGAGCACACCUCCCCCACGAACACCACCCACCCCGACUCCACUCCCUGGCCUUUCAGUAAGUCGAGGCUGUCCUCAUCUGCUCUCAAACUGCCAAAUCCUGGAAAACCUGCCUUUAGCUUCAUCUUCAACUCAGCCCCUCAGCUUCCAGCCUCCCCCCUGACCAACGGUUCCGCUGCCCACCCUUCACACUGCCAUCCUCCCUGCAGCAGGGAGAAGGGGCCCAGCCAGGUCACUCCUGGUUCCUCCAAAAAGAAGCGGCGAAGGCAUCAUCACGGAGCAGACAGCAACCAUCAUGCUCUGGCUGUGAAGGACAAGGAUGAAGUCUCCAGUCCCCCCAAGAAGAAAAAGAAGAAGAAUCUCGCUCAGGAGGGCUCGAUAUCCCUCGUGGGGAAGGAGGUGGCAGGCAAAGCUCCCAGCAGUGGCCAGGAGGAGCCAGGCUGUCAGGAUCUGGAGAGCAGGCCCAAGCAGCAAGUGUCAGACCCCAGUACUUGGUCUGACACAGCAUCCAUCUCCCCCCUCAAGAAGAAGAAGAAGAAAAAGAGGAGAAUGGAGGAGACAGCAGAGCGCAGCUCUGGGACACUGUCCUUGGGCAGCUCUAGGAGGACUGAGAAGGAGCCCUGGAGGCCAAAGCAGCAGCGAAGCUUGGAGGCUGGGGCUGGAGACAGCGAGCACCGCAAGCGCAAGCAGAGGGAAAACCCCAGCAGCCCAGCCUGGGAGCAUCCCGCUGCCAACAGUGUCCACAGUGCAGGUGGCACCCCAGCGGCAGUGUAUGCCUGGGACAACUGGGCUGGAGAUGGGUACAGGAACUGCCUGGCUGCCCCUGGCUGUGGGGCUGGCACAACUCCCAGAAACCAGAAGGAGCCCAACGUGGUAGAGGAGCUGCUCAGGAACUCCUUGGACAAGGCUUAUGGCAAACAAGUGCUGACCUGGGAGGGAGAGAUCUCGGCUGUCAGCCAGGAUGCAGAGCGGGACGCAGCCUGGGCCCGCAGCAAGACCAUCAUCGAUGAGUGGGACAAGGAGUUUGACAGAGGGAAGGUAAAGAAGAUUAAAAAACUGAAGCAGGAGCGAAGGAGACACUUCAAUCCCUUCCAGCAGCUCCAGAGCAAGCGCAACUUCUGGUCAGUGACGCAUCCUGCCAAAGUGGUCAGCCUGGGCCACCGGCUCUGAGGUUGAGAUCUGCGGCCGCCGAACAGAGCGGGCCCCAGGGAAGGACCAGCGGGGUAGUGCUGUCCUGGGAGCUGCGGGGGCACCCUGCUGGGGAGGGGAGGGACACUGGCCCCAGCCCUGGGGGGUCAGGCUGUGCUUGCUGUCCUCUGGUGUCCCUGUGGGCUGCGGUUGCUUCCCUCCGCUCCCCAGCCAUGGAGGAGCCUGACCCACUACCGGGCCGCGUCCAGCGUCCUCCCCUGGUUCUGCUGUGCCUCCCCUGGGGCUGGAGCAGCCCCUUCUCCCGCCUAGCCUGGAGCUCGGGGGGACCUCCCAAAAGUGCCUGCAGUGUGUCCACCCCCGGGGAGGGGGCACCAGCGUGUGCAACAGCCGGGAGUGCUGGUGUUGGUCUCCUGGGCACGGCCCGGGUUGCUCCAACCCCUCCUGCCGCUCCCCUCCCCCGGUGCCAGCCACAGCGGAACCGUUGGCCGCCGCUCCCGGGCAGGGCCACGCUCCCUCCCCCCCCGGCCCCGCGCUGGCCGCGGGAGGUGGUGGCGGGUCCCCGCGGGGACGGGACGCUGCUGCCGCCACCGCGGGCAAUAAACUCGUG